Messenger RNA from Rhinolophus ferrumequinum (greater horseshoe bat), 3178 nucleotides. RefSeq names its product cAMP responsive element binding protein like 2 (gene CREBL2). Lineage: Eukaryota; Metazoa; Chordata; Mammalia; Chiroptera; Rhinolophidae. Gene Ontology annotation, cellular component: nucleus. Gene Ontology annotation, biological process: regulation of DNA-templated transcription. The record is from RefSeq and is a predicted model, not a curated record. The transcript is spliced from 4 exons. The coding region runs from base 328 to 690 and encodes 120 amino acids. Gene Ontology annotation, molecular function: DNA-binding transcription factor activity.
CAUGCAGCACUCCUGCCCACCCUCGCGUCCGCCGGGCUCUCCUGGGCGUCUGUAAACACACCCAGACUGUCAUGGAGGGGGAGGAGGAGGCGGCGGCGGCGAAGGGAGGCGUUUUGGGCCGCCUCCAGGGUCCGCGCUGCCAUUCCUGAACUGGUCCCUCGUCCCCGUGACUGUGGCAUCAGGGAAACGAACUGUUAGGCGAGAGGAGGAGGCAGUCAGAACCAUAUCCCCUUCUUCCCCCGGGGCGGGGGCCGGGCCGGGCCAGGCCGGCGGAGCCAGGGAGGGCAAGGGGAGGGAGCGCCUGGCCAGGCCGGCCUGUCUGCCGAGAUGGAUGACAGUAAGGUGGUUGGAGGCAAAGUAAAGAAGCCCGGUAAACGUGGUCGGAAGCCAGCCAAAAUUGACUUGAAGGCAAAACUUGAGAGGAGCCGGCAGAGUGCAAGAGAAUGCCGGGCCAGAAAGAAACUGAGAUAUCAGUAUUUGGAAGAGUUGGUAUCCAGUCGGGAAAGAGCCAUAUGUGCCCUCAGAGAGGAACUGGAAAUGUACAAGCAGUGGUGCAUGGCAAUGGACCAAGGAAAAAUCCCUUCUGAAAUAAAGGCCCUACUCACUGGGGAAGAGCAGAGCAAAUCUCAGCAGAACUCAAGCAGGCACAUGAAAGCUGGGAAAACAGAUGCGAACAGCAAUUCCUGGUGAAGAUCAUAUAAAAUGAUGAGUCAGUGAUUGAAGCCAAUAUCCUGAUUCUUACGGAGGAUGAAUGGGCAAGAUUGUACCUCUUGGCUCCACUUACUACCUACUGCUCAGUAGUCAUCUCUGUAAAUCUGCAAUUUCUGCCAAAAUGUGUGAUCAUAGAUCUCAAAGGAUUUUCCUCUAACUUUUAACACUUAGAAAAUUUACAAACAUUCAGACCUGUUCUGGUUGGUAUGGCCACCCCAUGGCACUUAACAAGUUGCAAUGCUUGAAAACACAGGAGUAGAGGAGAAUGGGUAAAGAUUGUAUUUUUGCACCUUAACUCCACAUUGCUUUUCUGGUUAAUUUAUAUUCUUUCCAUAUAAUUCAUGUAUUUGUAUGUGUAUGUGUGUUUAGGUGUCACCUCCUUUUAUGUUUUUGAUUGCCCUGCAAAGAGAAACCAAACGGGCUAAUUACUGACUAAGUUCUUAGCCUUUAUGGACCUAAUUUUAUUUCUUUAUAUUUACUUGAGUAAUGUCUAUUUUCUGCAUGAACCAUAAUUUCUCCUGUGAGCCAUUCCAGCAUAAGCUGUGAAUAUGUAUUAACAAAUAUAUACAUUUCUAUUUUUUUAAUCCAUAAUGAUAUGCCUGUUUUAAAUAACGUACAUGUUAAUAACACCCAUCAGGAAAGCCCUCAAGACAGCCUCCUCUAUUCAGUAAAACUGAAUAGUUUUACUUUUGUAAAAGUUUUGUUGCUGUCUUCUCAAACUGUGUUUAUAAAAGUUUGCUAGGGCCUAAUUCAUACUUGGAAAAAUAAUAAUUGAAAAAAAAUUUUUUUAAGCAAGAAAUAACCUUUUAGGCAUUUCAGCAACAUACAUCAUCUUGACAACCCAAGAGUAUAUAUGUAUGUUUCUAUUGUAUGUCCAUAUAUAUAUAUAUUAUAUAUAUAUAUAUAUAUUAUAUAUAUAUAUAUGGAUAGGGCAGGAGUGAAUGAAUGUUCACACACAUUUCCUUGUGUGGUCAACUAACUAGGAGAAUUUUUCUAAAGAAAAUGGGAUGAAAUUAGCUGCUGAGAUUGAGUUUCUGCCUCAGGAGAUCUGGAACAAAAUGAGGGACAAAUCGCUGGUCGAUCUAAUAACCAGAACACUUAGUUUCUCCCCCGCAGUGAGUUCUCUCACGAAUGUGUUCUGCGUCGGAAAGAAACAGUGUGGGUGUGCGUCUCACGCAGCCCGGGCUGCACUCUGGAGUGAAACACUAGCUAGGGUCGUGCACAGCCGCAGCUCCUGGGCCUGGCAAGAGGUGCAGAAGGACAGAGUCGUUCUUUCCAGUUCCCAUCACAGCUACCUUUACUUUCUUCCUGACCACCAAGUGGAGUGAUGGCUGAGGAACCAAGCGCAUAGUACUAUGAUACACUCAAAUAGACCUAGGAAUCUUUUGAUUUCCCCAUUGAGACACUUGAUCACUCUUCUCUUUCCCCUAGUUAAAUCAGGAGCUGUGUUCUCUGUUGCUGCUAAAUUAUAAUUGUUCUUGGCUCUAAUGAAGUAAAUAUGUGGCUUCCAAACACAAUAAUGCUUUGUUAUGAAAUGGCAGUGUAAGAGGAGGCAUCAUGGUUUAGAUUGUCUGUGAGGGGGGAACUGAGAUGGACCUCAUAGUUUCAGAUUACAAAGUACUUUGUCCCCUUCUCUUAGGCCCUGCAUCUGAAUAAAGUGCCUCCCCUUAGCCUGAGUUCCUAAAGAUCUCUUGUGCUUAGGUUGCAAACUCAGAUCUCUAGUCCAGUCCUGUGUGACUACUGAUAUACCACUAGCCCAGACUGUUGGGUCUCGCUGUGUUUUGGUGGACCGGGGGGUUUAAGAGUAUUUAAUGUCUUUUUAGGAUCACAAAUGUAGAUAAAGGAUUGUUAAUAUUCAAGCCUUCAGAGUUUAAGUGUUUUAACUAUAGUGUUCAGAUUGUAAUGGGUAUGUUUUGCCAUCUGGUCUACUCAAAUGUAUAUUUUUAUUUUGCGAAACAACCCAAAAUGUAUUCUACGUUGCUUUGUUCAGUACCUUUUGAAUUCCCCAGAAGAGUUGAUUUCAAAGCAAACAUUCCAAAAUGAAUGUGGCUCUCUUCAAUGGAAUGUCUCCAUUGUGCUUGAAGUAUUUCUUCUCUAGUUGUAAUUUUACAUUACAGGGUCAUUUAUUUGAGCUACCCGCCCUCCCGCAUUAUCUUUACAAGAGAACUCAGUGACUUUGUCCUUGGGUAGAGGAUGUGUAAUUUUUGGUGAAAGUAAAUUAGUUUAUUCCUAAAUCUAUCUCUUUGGUAUUUUGCAGUAGAUCAAACCAAGAGAAAGUUCCUUGGUUUUAAAAAAGGAAUGUUUUGAUUGCUUUGGGUAUUGUGCUGGCUGCACACUUUGGCCACUUGUAGCAUGUUAAUAAAUGUCACUGAUUAAAACAGCUGGAACAUUUCUUUCCCUGUUCCAGUUAAGGAGCAGCAUACUGAAAUCCCAGCGUCUCUCACUUAACUUGUAAUGACAACUUGCA